GAUUAGGAUCGAACCGAAGUUAGCGAAUGCGCUCAGAGGGGAUGAAGAUAUAAACACGGACACUGCAAGAGCUGCGGUGAUAGCGCGCCUGUGCUCCUUCCAUCAAAAGACGUAUAUGAAUUUUGAAGAAUGCGCUCUUAUCAUGCUGCGAGAUCCAGUUGAUAUCGAGGAAUAUCUUUCCCAAGCGAUUGCUGAGCUGCCAGGAUGCCAAAGCUGGCAUAUGAAAAUCGAUAUUAUUAGGAAGCUAUGUUGAUUGAAUGCUGUGGGAGGAAUCGAAUGAUGAGCUGCGCAGCAUAUUUGGGUUCGUUGUAGUAUCUGAGUGGGUUGAGUAUGUCGGAGAUAUACCAGAGCGAUCAGCCAUUUCAAAUUUAUGUAUACGAUGUUGCGCGAAAGAGAAAAAAUACCCCAAAAAACUACAAAACAAAAGGGGGGGGAGGAAAAAAAAACCCCUGAGAAUACAGGAUCCUGCCCACCCAGGCUUUUCGUCUGAAGAGUAGCCUUGACUCGAAAAUGAAAAACAGAGAAAAGAUAGCAAACGGGAACAAGAUUCUGACUGGCCAGCUCAGCCACGCCUGCUACCCCGGAUUAGUCUGCGCUGAAGCCAACACUCAGAGUCUUUCGCUGGCUGUAGGCGACGAGUGGAAGCCUGUAGGAGAUGGUGCUGUUGCGCUUAACUGUUCGGGGAGUAAUCGUGGACAAUGAGAGGAACGCAGUAAGGAUACUUGUUUUGUUGUGGUAGCGGUCG
Cryphonectria parasitica EP155 is the source of this 745-nucleotide messenger RNA. RefSeq lists its product as uncharacterized. The transcript has a single exon. The record is from RefSeq and is a predicted model, not a curated record. Bases 258 to 497 code for a protein of 79 amino acids. Lineage: Eukaryota; Fungi; Ascomycota; Sordariomycetes; Diaporthales; Cryphonectriaceae.